Messenger RNA from Panicum virgatum (switchgrass), 3524 nucleotides. RefSeq names its product transcription factor bHLH153-like. Gene Ontology annotation, molecular function: DNA-binding transcription factor activity, RNA polymerase II-specific; RNA polymerase II cis-regulatory region sequence-specific DNA binding; protein dimerization activity. Bases 2684 to 3154 code for a protein of 156 amino acids. The record is from RefSeq and is a predicted model, not a curated record. Gene Ontology annotation, cellular component: nucleus. The transcript has 5 exons. Gene Ontology annotation, biological process: regulation of transcription by RNA polymerase II. NCBI's taxonomy places the organism in Eukaryota, Viridiplantae, Streptophyta, Magnoliopsida, Poales, Poaceae.
GCUUUCCCCCAAUCUUUCCCGCUUCAGUCUCCCUUGAUCGAUCUCCAAGAAGCAGCUGAAACGAUGUGGUUCUGCUUAUAUAUACUGCUCCUAGCGACUAGUAGAUUAGAUUCUUUCUUUGAAAUAUGUACGAGCAUGUGGCUAAUCACUCACCUGAAAAAAACGCUUCCGGUACGCUGAGCUCAACGCUCCUAGCUCGAUGCACCGGUUAACCCUCGCGGUGACUUCUUCCCGAGCGCCCAUCCAUGGCGGCCGGCAUGGCGCCAAGCGGAGGCGGAGGUGAGAGGCGCGCGAGAGAGGGAACUAAACACAGCCAUGGCGCCCGCGCGGCGCAAUGCGCGUCGUGUCGUACGUGUCAGAAGGCGCAGGCGGGCGGGCAGACACGCAGGCGGGCGGCGUCUCGGCUGGCGCCUGGCGCCUGGCGCGUCCUUUCCCCACAGCUGGCGCCCGGGUGGCUGCGGAUAUCCGCCUACGUCGGCGACCGGACAUUAAUUUAAUUUGGGCGUGCGAGGUUAGCUUCUCCUCUCCUGCUAACAGAAAUUUAAUUUAAUUUGGGCCCGCCGCUGCUAAUUGCGUCGCGACGAGGGUAGUAGGAUGGAUGAUGGGACACGCCGCGGCGUAUUAAAGGCCUCUCCGGCUUGGGUAUGAAGGCCGCCUAGCCCUCCUGGUUUCGCAGAGAUUUGUGUAUUAUUCCAAGCAUAUGCCUGCGAGAAUUUAGCUUUUUUGAAUAAUUGCCUGCGAGAAGUUAAACAGCGGGGAUGUGUGGGAAAGGAGGAGGAGCGACGCGAGGGGGCAAAAAAAAAAAAGAAAAGAAAAAGGGAGCCUGGAUUCGGUGCUCGGAACUGCAAACAACCUAGUGCUCCCUGACAAACUCGUCAAUCAAUCAUGCAUGGUUCCCGCUUGUCACCGAAGGGGACGAGCGUCUUUGUCCCCUUCUAGUCCUUUGCUUGCCUGAAUUUGCUGGCUCCACAGCAAUAUUUGUUUCUUUCCCUUGAAUAAAGAGCAAUUUCUUUUUCGUGGUAGGGUAUAGAGAGGAACUAGUAGUACGGUCCAUGAACUCGAGCAUUCACAUACUCUGUACAGUACGAAGUUCGGAAUAUACGAAGUUCAGAAUAUCUUUUAUCGGAAACAAACAACGAAAUAGGGCACUGGAGUUUAUUAGGCGGUUGACUGGCUGGCUUUGCCCAAUAUCCUUCCAAAUGGAUCAGCAGGGUGUGGCCUAGCUGCUCCCAACCUAAAGCAGUAGUAGUAGCACUACAGCACGACAGUCCAAGCCUGCUUUUUUCCCCCAGUAGCAGCACGCAGUCAAUGGGGCUGUUUGUCUGAAACUCUCAAUCAGAGGCUCAAAGGCCCCUGGAAUGGCGCCCAAAUGGAAGACGCUAGGGCAGGUAGCACCAGCGUCGCUAGCCUGACCCAAGCAACAGCUGGCGCCUGCCUGGUGUCUUGCGCAAGCACCAGAAAGGGUAGGGCCCACCUCCGGACAGGAACAUGGCUCGACCGGAAUACGCGUCUGCUAAUCGCCGAUCAUCAUUACGCAGCCAUAAUACGCUUGGGCGACGCGAUACCGACUCGUAUGAUUCGUGCGGCGAACCGUAGCUUUCCGUCAUGUUCAGACAGGAUUAUGGUUUGUGAGAGCUACUAUAUUCUGGUUUGAGAUAUGCUAUACAGUAGUUAAUAUAUAGAUGUACUAUGUUAUUAGUUACGUAUUUAAUCAUGGAGCAGGUUAUCUUCAGUUAUCAACAGUUUGUUGUGCCCAAUAUAGUACAAAGCACUGUGGACAACUCUACCUGAAAGUCUGAAACCCUAACAGCUCCUAAUGUCCUAGAACUGUUUGGAACUCUGAACGCACACGUUUCUAAUACACAGGUUGAUACGGAUUACUACCUUAGUUUAUUUGCUCUGACCAAUCUGGUCUGCAGUUGUUUUAAGCUCAGCUGGGGAGACCAGGUCUCCCUGACCCGUACUAAGCACCAAGCCUGCAACUUUGAAACUCUGAAAAUCCUCGCAGUGCCUAUCUGAGACCUUGUCUUCUCCAAUGUCAUUACUCCCAACAAUUUUUUUUUAUAGUAUCAAAUAGAACCUUCGGAUAAGUUCCAAAUGGCAUCACUGGAAACAAACAAAACCGUCAAUUAACAGACGGUCAGUAUGUAUAAACUGGAGAAAGGUAGCAGGCCUCCAUUAGAGUGAAAAUGGGUGCAGCAGUAGUAGGACAGCACUGCUGCCUGGAAUCUUGUUCUCGUAGUGCGGCUGCUUCCCUGUCCCUGCACUCACGUCCAAUGGUGAACACAGAACAGGCUUCGGGGUGAACUGAAAUUCUGAAAAGAAUGCAGAUCCUUUUCAUUUUGGGCGCUUUUGGAAGUUGAAAAAAAAUUGGGGCGCUUUUGGACUGAUUUUCUAGACAGAAAAAAAGGUUCUUAUGGUUAAAGGCACCUUUGACCUUAUCUUGUCACGUCUACCUUUAGAUGUGUUACUAGUAGUAGUCUAGUACUUGUGAAGUAGCUGGGCACUAUCUCAAGGCCGGGCUUUUGGCCGGGUGAUAGUGAUCUUCCAUGAAACUGACCUCUGAACCAACGGACAGCUGUAAAAGUCAGCUUUUACCCUAGGAGCAGGAAGUGCUCACUUUCCUACUGAAGUAGGAAAACACGGCAAGGAAGUACCAGUAGCGAGCCAGAGGGUGAAGAAGAUGAUGAUGGCUGAAGUGGCCAAUCACAGCAAGAGGAACCACACCGACAGCUACUUCAGCGGGAAGCCCAUCGUCACCACCAGCUCGGAGGAGUUUGGAAGCAUGACCUCCAAGAAGCCGAGGAACCCGAGCCCAAGGACGUCUCCAGUGUCACCGAAGGAGAAGAAGGACAAGAUCGGCGAGAGGGUCGCAGCGCUCCAGCAGCUAGUGUCACCGUUUGGGAAGACGGAUACGGCGUCUGUUCUGCAGGAGGCGUCAGGGUACAUCAAGUUCCUGCACCAGCAGCUCGAGGUCCUGAGCUCCCCCUACAUGCGUGCUCCUCCGGCCGCCGGCGCCGCGCCUGAGGAUCCCGAGCACUACAGCCUCCGGAACCGCGGGCUGUGCCUGGUGCCGGUGGACCUGACGCUGCAGCUGACCCAGAGCAACGGGGCCGACCUGUGGGCGCCGGCGAACACGACCAGGCGCCGGUGAGGAGCGAGUCCGCCCGCCCCACCGGGAGCAGAGCAGCCGCCCCGGUCUCUGGUCCGCCCGGUGGAAACCAAGGAAGUCCUGCGUCUGCACCUGCAUGUGCAGGGUACAGAAUUUCCAAGCGCCUGACCCCAUUCGAUCUCCUAACAAGAAACUAAAGCGAGCGUCAAUCUCCGCUUGUAUUAUACUAGUGACCUGUCUGUAUGCCUGCCUGCCUGUCUGAUCUCCCCUGGGCACCGUAUAUGUAUGAUCAGAUGUGGCUGGGAACCGCGUCUCUAUGUACUAGUAUGUAUCUAUGUGUUCAGUGACAUGUCAAUUAGCAGGCUGGUGCCGUCAGCAACUGAAACGGCAAGUUUUAAGGCCAGAGAGCCUC